UUUCGACAGUUUUGUCCAUAUUUCACAUACAGAAUUCAAAGAAUUGCAAAGUACGCUUGUACGGGAGCCGGGGACAAUAGGGAUAUACUUCGGCAAAAACAGGGAAUGCACCUUGUAGCAAAUUAUUAAAAGGAAACACGUUUGCCAGAAAAGAGCGUACCGAAUUCCUCUGGGGAAACUGAUGCCAUUCACGCAACAUAUGAUAGCGUAUGCCAGUGGAAUUCGGGAUGAUGCCCCCAAUGAGAGUGAUCUGGAAUAAAUCAACAAUCUAGCAACAACAAUAUCGGACGAAGUUUGCAAAAGCUUGGACACUCUCGAAAACGAGUUGAGGAUAAAGUUAGAAGCAUUUAAAAAUAGUCAAGUCAUGCAAUAUCGCGAAAAUACAACUGCACCUACCGAAAGUGAAGAGGAGCUUGACUUCAGUUUUACAGAGAAACUUACACCGAACACAAAGGCUAGAUAUAACAACCUGACUCCAAGAAAAAGGAAAACAUUUGCUUGGGCCAUUGAAGUCGCUCAAAAAAUAAUAAAGAGACCCAAAAUAGAUCACAAUACAACAGACGUGAGAACUUCCCAAGACAAAAUUCCCGAUUCAACCCCAAUAGCAACUGGCGAUCAAAACGUGUGCGAGCAAGCAAAUGAAAUGCCUGCAAGAGGUAAACGAUAUACAAUGUGUCAUGUGUGGUUUGCAGGUGAAUCGCACACCAGAAAGCGAUUAUUUGCAGAAGGUGCUAUUGGCGUUCUUCCUCGGAACAGGUUCAAACAACAGAUAUAAAGCCCAAGAUGAUAAGAAGCACACCCAAGAUUGGAGUUACCUGAAAC
Molecule: messenger RNA, 822 nt
Organism: Dendronephthya gigantea
Lineage: Eukaryota; Metazoa; Cnidaria; Anthozoa; Malacalcyonacea; Nephtheidae
Exons: 9
Coding region: 365-775 (136 amino acids)
Source: RefSeq, a predicted model, not a curated record